AUGAAGUCGAAGAUGGACGCAGAGCUGGACAAGUUUUGUCGCGAGUUCUAUGCCAAAUUCCACACUUUCUUCAUUUUUUCUGUGUGUUCGCAUCCAAAUUUGAGAAGAAAGUGGUAA
This is a messenger RNA of Cylicostephanus goldi, 117 nucleotides long. NCBI's taxonomy places the organism in Eukaryota, Metazoa, Nematoda, Chromadorea, Rhabditida, Strongylidae. The record is from the annotation of a GenBank genome assembly.